This is a messenger RNA of Asterias rubens (European starfish), 1511 nucleotides long. RefSeq names its product acid phosphatase type 7-like. The transcript is spliced from 13 exons. Bases 95 to 1372 code for a protein of 425 amino acids. Gene Ontology annotation, molecular function: metal ion binding; acid phosphatase activity. The record is from RefSeq and is a predicted model, not a curated record. NCBI's taxonomy places the organism in Eukaryota, Metazoa, Echinodermata, Asteroidea, Forcipulatida, Asteriidae.
ACACGGAACCAUAGAUCACCCCCUCUUCUCAGCUCAGAGAAAGUCAAUGUAAAGGUUGAUAUAGAUUGUGAUAUUAAAUAAUAUAUGUAAAGCAAUGGUUGGCGUGACAUUUCAAGCAUGUAUUGCCUUCUUAUUUUUCAUCGUAACUUCUGCUGAAGUUUGGUACCAGCCUGAACAAAUUCACUUAUCUGCUACAGGUCACCCGACUGAAAUAAUAGUAACAUGGAGUACUUUCAAUGACACCGAAUCACAGGUUCAGUUUGGAGUGACUGCGGCCAAAUCCACAUCUUCAGGUUCAAGUACAAAAUUUGUAGAUGGCGGUCCAGAAAAACACACACAGUUCAUCCACCGGGUGAAACUAACCAAGUUAAAACCUGGAACCAAAUAUGUUUAUCGUUGUGGAAGUAACAAAGGUUGGAGUUCACUCUUCUUCUUUACUGCCCUGAGAGAUGGCACUGACUGGAGCCCUCGCUUGGUCAUCUAUGGUGACAUGGGAAAUGAAAAUGCGCAGUCGUUAGGACGCCUUCAAAUUGGAGCUCAAAAAGGAUCCUUUGAUGCCAUUUUGCAUGUUGGUGAUUUUGCAUAUGAUUUUAACAAUAACAACGGCCAUGUUGGUGAUGAUUUCAUGAGGCAGAUAGAGCCUGUUGCAGCUUACGUUCCAUACAUGACCGCUGUCGGGAACCAUGAAGUUGCAUAUAAUUUCUCCCACUACAAGAAUCGUUUUACAAUGCCGAUGUAUGAAGACAAUCAAAACCUAUGGUACAGCUGGAAUCUGGGCUUGGCGCAUAUCAUUUCAUUUUCUACCGAGGUUUAUUUCUUCCCCCAAUUCUCCAAGGAGACUCAGACCAAUCAGUUGAAAUGGCUGCAGGCAGACUUACAGGAAGCCAACGAGCCGAAGAACAGAGCGGAGCGUCCUUGGAUCAUAACAAUGGGUCAUCGACCCAUGUACUGCUCUGAUACUGAUGGCAUGGAUUGUACUGUGGUUUCAGUCGCAUUACGCUUGGCGCUGGAAGAUACGUUCUACAAAUAUGGGGUUGAUCUGGGACUGUGGGCCCACGAGCAUGACUACGAACGUCUCUGGCCGGUAUAUAAUAAAAAGGUUUACAAUGGCAGUAAAGAGGCACCUUACACUAAUCCCAAGGCACCAGUACACAUCAUCACUGGAUCUGCUGGUUGUAAAGAAAAACACAGUCAGUUUGCUUCCACUAGACCAUGGGAUGCCUUCAGGACUACCGACUAUGGAUUCACCUUCAUGGAGAUUGUCAACAGCACACAUCUCUCAAUCAAGCAGAUCUCAGAUGAAAAGGAUGGCAAAGUUGUGGACAAAUUUACCUUGAUCAAAGACGUCCAUGGUCCUGAUGCGUGGAAGUGAUUGAUGUCUUUAACCCAAAGUAUUCAGAUUUUUUGUUGAUGCCUUUUUGGAGAAUCACUUAGAGCAACAUUACAGAAUUGGUUUUUGCUAACAAAACAGUUGCUGGCAGUGUAAGCAGUUUAUGUAAUCCACCCUAAAC